GCGUAGCGUCACCGCCUCGUGGACCAAUCAGCGCGGGCCACGGUGAGCUCGUUCCUAUCUACUUCUUCCUGCAGCAGCAGUCUGUGCAGAGUGUGUGUUGCUAAAACACAGAAGGAGACCGAUCACAGAGCAUCUAACACCAUGGGAUCGCUUUUACUUGGAGUGCUGGGCUGCUCCCUGCUGCUGCCUGCUGUCCAAGCCUUUUACUCAGCUAGUGAUGAUGUUGUGGUGCUCACCCCAUCCAACUUCAACAAGGAGGUGAUCCAGAGUGACAGUCUGUGGCUGAUUGAGUUUUAUGCUCCCUGGUGUGGCCACUGUCAAAGUCUAACGGCUGAUUGGAAGAAGGCAGCCACUGCCCUCAAGGGUAUCGUCAAGAUCGGUGCCGUAGAUGCAGACGAGCACAAGUCACUGGGUGGCCAGUAUGGCGUCAGAGGUUUCCCCACCAUCAAGGUCUUCGGAGCCAAUAAGAACAAGCCAGAGGAUUACCAAGGUGGGCGCAAUAGCCAAGCCAUCGUGGACGGAGCCAUGACCGCUUUGCGCAGUCUGGUGAAAGACAGGCUGAGCGGCAAGUCUGGCGGCUCCGGCUACAGCAAACAGCAGAGUGGUGGUGGCGGCGGCGGCAGUAAGGAGGAUGUGGUCGAGCUCACUGAUGACAACUUUGACAAGAUGGUGCUGGAGGGUGAUGCGGUGUGGCUGGUGGAGUUCUUCGCCCCCUGGUGUGGACACUGCAAAAGCCUGGAGCCUGAGUGGGCAGCUGCAGCCUCAGCGGUCAAGGAGCAGACCAAGGGCAAAGUUCGCCUCGGAGCUAUGGACGCUACCGUGCACCAGGCUGUGUCCGGCCGCUACGGGAUCCGUGGAUUUCCCACCAUCAAGAUUUUCCGCAAAGGCGAGGAGCCCGAAGACUACCAAGGAGGCCGCACCCGCGGCGACAUCAUCGAGAAGGCUCUGGAUCUGUUCUCUGACAACUCUGCUCCUCCUGAGCUGGCGGAGAUCCUCAAUGAAGGCAUCUUGAAGAAGACCUGUGAGGACAGUCAGUUGUGUGUAAUUGGUGUCCUGCCACACAUCCUGGACACAGGCGCAGCAGGUAGAAACGGCUACUUGGAGGUGAUGAUGAAGAUGGCUGAGAAGUACAAGAAGAAGAUGUGGGGCUGGCUGUGGAUUGAAGCUGGAGCUCAGAUGGAGCUGGAGGCCGCUCUGGGUAUCGGUGGAUUUGGCUACCCCGCCAUGGCCGCCAUCAACGCACGCAAGAUGAAAUUUGCUCUGCUCAGGGGCUCCUUCAGCGAGAACGGAAUUCACGAGUUCCUCAGGGAGCUUUCUGUGGGACGUGGAUCAACUUCCACGUUGGGAAGUGGGACCAUGCCCAAGAUCCACACUGUUGAAGCCUGGGAUGGCAAAGACGGACAGCUUCCUGUGGAGGAGGACUACGACCUCAGUGACGUAGACCUGGAUGACUUGGAUAAAGAUGAGUUAUGAGCCCAAACGGGGGCGGGAUCCGAUCCAGACCGGCUCGGUUGGAUCUGGUCUGGUCUGGUCCUGUGCGACCAACCUCCCUUCUCCUGUGGACGAAUUGGAGGCCCGGUCGCCCAGUUACUGAAAUAUUCCAGAAAAGACACAUGAGAGACGCCUGCAGUUUCUCACAUCAUCUUUGUCAGUCACACAGGGACGGAGGGAGGGAAGGAGGGAAGAAGGGAGGGAUAGGGAGGGAGGGAGGGAGGGAGUGUGUGGUGUCCCUGGAGUGAACUCUGCCUCACAUACCUGCUGAACAUUAGAAGCUGCAUAUUUAUACGGCCGCCGCCAGCUGCGACGGCGAGGGAGGAGGUUCUGAAUGCGGCAAUUCAUUCACGUCCUUUUUCAAACAUUGUUCUCCUCUUUCAGCCACCCUCAAGCACCUAUUUUAACAUUUUGACUUGUCAGAAAUAACACAUCAAUGUCCAACUUAAAUGUGACUCUAUAUAUAUUUUUUUUUUUUCUCUCUUUUUAAACCAGUAAAGUGAGAAUCUUGGUGGGGUUUGCUUCAUGUCUGUCCAGGACAAGGGGGAUACUGUGGGACUUCUUGUGUAGAUUUUUCUUACACGACUUUAUUUCAAUUGUGUGAAAACAAAAAAAAAAAAAAAUUUUGUUACAAAAAUAAAAAGGAAUAAAAACAA
Sebastes umbrosus (honeycomb rockfish) is the source of this 2147-nucleotide messenger RNA. RefSeq names its product protein disulfide isomerase family A, member 6 (gene pdia6). The transcript is spliced from 13 exons. The record is from RefSeq and is a predicted model, not a curated record. Gene Ontology annotation, molecular function: protein disulfide isomerase activity; protein-disulfide reductase activity. Gene Ontology annotation, biological process: response to endoplasmic reticulum stress. Gene Ontology annotation, cellular component: endoplasmic reticulum lumen. NCBI's taxonomy places the organism in Eukaryota, Metazoa, Chordata, Actinopteri, Perciformes, Sebastidae. Bases 142 to 1473 code for a protein of 443 amino acids.